Messenger RNA from Esox lucius (northern pike), 3335 nucleotides. It is a transcript of the gene rhobtb1, whose product is annotated as Rho related BTB domain containing 1. The record is from RefSeq and is a predicted model, not a curated record. NCBI's taxonomy places the organism in Eukaryota, Metazoa, Chordata, Actinopteri, Esociformes, Esocidae. Bases 20 to 2104 code for a protein of 694 amino acids. Gene Ontology annotation, molecular function: GTP binding; protein binding; GTPase activity. Gene Ontology annotation, biological process: small GTPase-mediated signal transduction. The transcript has 11 exons.
CAGGUAUCUGAACUGUAGUAUGGACUACGAGAGGCCCAACGUAGAGACUAUUAAGUGUGUCGUGGUGGGAGACAAUGCCGUAGGGAAGACACGACUGAUCUGUGCCCGGGCAUGUAACACCACCCUGAACCAGUACCAGCUUCUAGCCACACACGUGCCAACGGUUUGGGCCAUUGACCAGUACAGAGUCUGUCAAGAGGUACUAGAACGCUCCAGAGAUGUGGUCGAUGAGGUCAGUGUGUCUCUCAGGCUCUGGGACACCUUUGGAGAUCACCACAAAGACAGACGCUUUGCUUAUGGAAGGUCAGAUGUGGUUGUGCUGUGUUUUUCCAUCGCAAACCCCAACUCACUGCACCACGUCAAGACCAUGUGGCACAUGGAGAUCAAGCACUUCUGUCCCCGGACCCCUGUCAUCCUGGUGGGCUGCCAGCUGGACCUGCGCUACGCCGACCUGGAGGCCGUCAACAGGGCCAGAAGGCCUCUAGCAAGUUCUUAUUUCCUCCCCACCAGGCCUAUAAAGCCUAGUGACAUCCUUCCUCCAGAGAGUGGCCGGGAGGUGGCCAAGGAACUGGGAAUUCCCUACUAUGAGACCAGCGUGUUCGACCAGUUUGGCAUCAAGGACGUCUUUGACAACGCCAUUCGAGCUGCUCUCAUAUCCAGGCGCCACCUGCAGUUCUGGAAGUCCCACCUCCGGAAGGUGCAGAAGCCUCUCCUUCAGGCGCCCUUCCUGCCUCCUAAAGCCCCCCCCCCUCUCAUCAAGAUCCCAGAGGGUGCCAUCAACAACAGGGAGGGGCCUGGUCUUCUGCUGGACAGUCCUCUGUGUGCUGACGUCAUGUUCAUCCUCCAAGACCGCAUCCACAUCUUCGCCCACAAGAUCUACCUCUCCACGUCCUCCUCCAAGUUCUAUGACCUUUUCCAGAUGGACUUCAGCGAUGAGUCCCAGUGCCUGGUGGUGACGGAGCGCCACACCCGGGACUCCCUCCUCAGGACCCUGAGUCUGGAUACUGACGAUGAUGUGACGGUGCUCCCCAACCUCUCCCCCUGCUCCCUCAGGGCCUCAAAGAGCGACGGCACCCUGAAGACGAUGAGCUUUUCUGGGAAACACCGGCGCACCAAGCUGUCCCUGGCCUCCUGGAGCAAGGCUUUCUACAGCAUCCACAAGGAGAGCGUGAACAAUCCCGUGACUGGAUCACCAGCCCACAUGACAGUGGUGAAAAUGGACUAUUCCAUCCAGCUGGGCCCAUUCAGCGCCGUGCUGAGGUUUCUCUAUACUGGCGAACUGGAUGAAGACGAGAAGGAUCUAAUGAAAAUAGCCCAGAUCGCGGAGGUCCUGGAGGUGUUUGACCUGAGGAUGAUGGUGGAGAAUAUUAUGAACCACGAGGGCUUCAUGAACCAGGAGAUCACUAAGGCGUUCCAUGUCAGGAAAGCCAACCGCAUCAAGGAGUGUCUGAACAAGAACACCUUCACAGAUGUGACGUUCCGGUUGGAGGAUGGAACCUUCAAUGCCCACAGACCUCUUCUCAUUGCCUCCUGUGACUGGAUGGCUGCAGUGUUCGGAGGCUCCUUCAUGGAGAGUGCUAACAACGAGGUCUCGUUCCCAGGCACAAGCAGGGUGUGUAUGCAGGCAGUGGUGGAGUAUCUAUACACCAAUCAGUUGUGUCCCAUGGCAGAGCUGGACCCGAUGGAGCUGGCAGCCCUGGCCAACCGGCUGUGUCUCCCUCGACUCACAGCCCUCACAGAGCAAUACGCUGUGAGCGAGCUGAUUAGAGCUUCCAAAGAAGGACAGGAUAUAGAUGGAGAGGUGCUCACCUAUCUGGAGCUGGCUCAGUUCCACAAUGCUAACCAGUUAGCAGCUUGGUGCUUACAUCACAUAUGCACUCAUUACAACACUGUCUGUUCCAACUACCGCAAAGAGAUCAAGUCCAAAUCUGUAGAGAACCAGGAGUAUUUCGAGAAGCACCGCUGGCCGCCGGUUUGGUACCUGAAGGAGGAGGACCACUACCAGCGCGUGAGGAAGGAGAGGGAGAAGGAGGACGUGGUUCUCAACAAACACCACAGCAGACGACGCUGGUGCUUCUGGAGCACCUCGCCCGCUGUGGCCUGAGGCGAGGGUCCGAGUGGCUGUACGCGUCGCCGUGCCCUUCCCCGAACCCUCCCCGGGGAUUUGCCUCUGCCUCCCGCCUCGUGCCCCACCCCCCAUCCCCCCGCCCGCCCCACAGAGGCCCCCCCACAUGCUGCGUCGACGUUUCACAAGGUUAUUUAUAUUCUAUGCCACGGCUCAGAGGAUCCAUUUGAUGUUGCACCGUAAUGUCCUCCUUUUGCUUGGGUCCACAUGAUCAACCUUCACGUGGUUUGAAGCACAACACCAGUGUCAGAACAUUCAGGGCCAUGAGAUUAGGCUGGUUACUUUAACUGCUGUUUUCUGUAGUGGCUGUCUGGAGGUCAAUUAGUUGUUGUUUGUGAGGUUUAUUAUUCUGUUUGUAUGUCCUCCUCACAGCCGAGGAUUAUAGUUCAGAGUUUAGGAGCUUCAGCUAACAGGCUUAGAGCCUAUGGGGAGUCAAGUUUCUUGGAUUCAGUCCAGAUUCUGCCCUCUUUCUCUGUUUUAAAUAAGUCAUCACAGUGCUUAACUUAAUGCUAAACUAACACGAUCAGCUAUACUGCUAUCAUAUAAGAUUGUAGACCGUGAAGACAAGCGCUGUUGAACCUGUCAACGUAGUGUGUGCUGUUAGUCAUGUAACAUUGUGCAUGUACAGUUUACUGUGAUUGUUGAUGUGUUCUGCAGUCACUACAACACCAUCCCAUGAUCUAGGUUUGAAUUUGUAACGAUGCAAUAAUAAUUCUUAAUCUGCUGAAACAUAGGUGGGCCUUCAUGGAAUUAUAAGCAAAAUACCCUAUGAGCAAAGGAUGUUGAAAAGACACGGUUAACAUCUUGUGCUCACUGGUAUACCAAUCUAGUUCCAGGGAUAAACAGAGCUUGUCUGUGUUAACUAACUAACUCUUAUUAAUUUUCUAUUAACGGUUUUCCGUUAUUGUAGCACAGUAUUGAUCACUGUGUACUGGUUCUAACAGGUCUCUAAUUCUAACUUGAAGGGCUUCAGCACUAUGGAGUAGUUCAGGGUUUCCUAGACAUGGACCUAAUAACAACAACCAUCACAUCUUAUUAAACUGUCAUAUAUUACUAUAACAACCGUUGUCGUGGUAGCGGUUAAAUACAUACUAUAGAUUGUAACUUUGUUCAGUGCUCACAAGAUUGUCACGAAACCUGGAACGAUGUGCUACAGCGUUCCACUGUGAAUAUGACACUGGUGACGGUAAUAAAAAUUACUUGGUUUUCA